AUUUGUCUGGUAAACUGCUGCAGCAACUUACCAUGAGUCAAAGGCAAGAGAAAAUGAAAUCUGGGAACAUGACAUAAAUGCAUACUUCCAGGAAUUAAAACCUCAUAAGGAUAUAACUUCCUUCAUAGUCAGUGUGGCACUACUGCAACAUCACUUCCUAAAGUUGUAAGUGACCACGCAAGAUCAGACCUUUUAGCUUUAAAUGAUUCAUUCUUCUUUUUUUAUUUCUCCCAUUAGGGCUUUAUUCCAAAGCCCUAUGGAUGUGACCUGUGUCUUGAGGCUGUUGAAAAACAUUGAGAAGUAAUGGGGUCAAGAGAAGUCCCAGCCAUGUAAGAACUCGUAUGCAUGGUAUACCAAGAUCUUUCACAAGAGAGAACAAAUAUUGGACUAUGUCCUAUAAAGGACUGCAGCAGGGUGUAAACUUUACGGGUGAGGAGGGAUCCGGUGUGUGCACACAGGGGCAAAACCCUGCCAUGCAUGGAAUGACACAGCAGCAACUGAUGUUACUUUGCUGCUUCCCUGCAAUGAGCAUAGCUCUUGCUCCAGGGAUCCUGCAGCAGUGCUAGUCGUGCAGGAGUCGCUGCAAACCCCAGUGCAGGUAUGAGCAUGAUGUGAGGUCUUAGUGGAUCUCUUUAUGUCCUCGUAGAUGUGGGAGGUUUAACCUCCUUUGCCUUUUUCCCCAGGAGAGGAUGUGAAAAGUCAAGAAGUUGUCCAGUAACUUCCAGGUAUUCCAGUCUCCUUUUGGAAACUCCUCCAGCAGGGGCUGAUCCAGCCCUAAAUGUCUACAUGUCCUGCUGUAGAACUGCUACAAAAUAUUUCACAUGUUCGCCUAUUUCUUAAGUGGUUUCCCAGUUGAUGCUUUCUACCCAAAUCCAGCUCACGCCCACUGGCACAUGAGAUUUUUUCUCUCAGUUGAUAUCAACACAUUGCAGAGCUGCAGCUGAAUCCUGUCUGAUUGCCAGGACCUCACUAGGGGACAACCUGGAACCUUCAUGAGCAAGGCUAAGCAGGAGAAGCCUUAGACACAGGCAGCCUUUUAAUUACUAGCGCUAAACCACCUACUUUUGUAUGGAUUUCUUGUUCCCUUAAAAGUAAGCAGCCAGUAUCUUCUUGGACAGCAAGUUGCCCAUGAGCCAGAAGGCCGGUGGGUUCUGGGGAGCAUUGGGAGGAGCGUGGCCAGCAGGUCGAGGGAGGUGAUCCUCCUGCUCUGCUCUGCCCUGGUGAGGCAGCAUCUGGAGUGCUGUGUCCAGCGCUGGGCUUCCCAGUUCCAGAGAGACAGGGAACUGCUGGAGAGGGUCCAGUGGAAGGCUGCAAAGAAGCAUCUCCCUUGUGAGGAAAGGCUGAGAGAGCUGGGCCUCCUUAGCCUGGAGAACACUGAGAGGGAUCUUAUCAAUGUCUACAAAUAUCUCAAGGGCGGGUGCCAAGAGGAUGGGGCCAGGCUCUUUUCAGUGGUGCCCAGCAACAGGCCAAGGGGCAACGGGCACAAACUGAAGCACAGGCAGUUCCACCUGAAUACAAGGAAGAACUUCUUUACCUUGAGAGUGCCAGAGCACUGGAACACGCUGCCCAGCGCGGUUCUGGAGUCUCCUCUGGGGACAUUCAAAACCUGCCUGGAUGUGAUUCUGUGCAACCUACUUGAGGUGAACCUGCUUUAGCAAGGGGUUGGACUAGAUAUCUCCAGAGGUCCCUUCCAACCCUGACCACUCUGUGAUUCUAGCUGGGUAUCUCUGCUGAACUGAGUGACAAACAUAAGCAGCAGUGAGAGGACAGCACUGACGCUGAGAGCAGCCUAGCAAUAAAUGCCACAUGCUCCCCAUUUUGCAAAAGCUGCUAUUCAAAUGUACUAGGUCUUUUGAGAUUUUCCCAUGCCAAAUACCUUGGAGCUAGCAAGAAAUCUGACCCUUGAAAUAUGACAGCUAGAGGUGUCUUCUUGCUAAGAUUGAAAACUGUUGUGUGAACCACUAGAUAAAGUUAUUUUGCUUUCCUUUUUUCAGUUUAACCAAACCGGUUAGUGAAGGGUGGUGAUGAAAGUGUUGGCAAAAUGCCUUGGCUGCCAAGAGCUUCAGGGUAGGGUUAGAUAUUAAACCGCAGUGGGUGGAACCCGUCAGAGUAAGCUUCUAUGGAACUGGGGCAGGAGGGUAAAGCACUGCUAAGUGAUUCAUCAUGUACAGGAUUUCUAAGUGAUAAAUGGGCUGUAUGCUGGCCUUUAACUCAGUCUGGGUGCUGUAUGCAGUACUGACAGCCUCCUUGCUUCCUCCCUCCUCCAUGACCUUUGCCAAAACCAAGUCUGUGUUGUCUAAAGAGAAUAACAUCCUGGUGUUAUCAGGGGGAAGAAACCUCCGUGUGGGAAAGUCUAGAGUUUGCUUGGAUUAGGCAACCCUAUCCUUUGCUAACUGAUCUAAUCAGAACUCUGUGACAAGCUGUGUAAGGUGAGACUAGCGAGGAGAAAGGAGAUGCAUAGCAGAACAGAAGUAAAGCUUGUUAGCAUCGAUGCAGCAGAAAUAGCAGAUGGAAAUUCCUCUCUGGUACUUGGACUAAUAUGGAAUAUAAUCUUGUUUUUUCAGAUUAAGGAGCUGACAGGCAACCUCAACAGGAACUCCUCCUCCUCCAGCCUGUCUUCUGGGCCCAGUGGUCCAGAGUCAGACACAUCCCACCCCAGCACUCCCAGUGUGGAGAGAAACAUGUCUGUUACAGUGAAGGAUCAGCGGAAAGCCAUCAGAGCCCUUUUGAUCUGGGUUCAGAGGAAAACCAGAAAGUACGGUGUUGCAGUUCAGGACUUUACCAGCAGUUGGAGGAGUGGCCUUGCUUUCUUAGCUGUCAUAAAAGCAAUAGACUCUACUUUGGUAGACAUGAAGCAAGCACUGGAGAAAUCAGCUCGAGAAAACCUGGAGGAUGCUUUCAGCAUAGCACAGAAUAAGCUGGGUGUUCCUCGGCUCCUAGAACCAGAAGAUAUCAUGGUAGAAUCACCCGAUGAACAGUCAAUUGUGACAUACGUGGCGCAGUUUCUGGAACAUUUCCCAGAGCUGGAAGGGGAAGACUUUACAGAUCCUGACAAGGAGCUUCCAAUUGAGUCCACGUAUGUCCACAUCAAAGAUACACCUUCAGAAAAGGAAGGCAAAAUCUUGAUUUUAAGUGAAAGUGAAGAAAAUAUGUAUACUGUUAAUCAUGAGAGGAGUCAUCCUGCUCCUCCAAAGGUUCAUAUUCAUGACACCCCUGAGAGAAUCCAAUCAGAAACCGUUCCUGAAAAAUGUAAUGGGAAAUUGAGUCAAGUGUUAGGUGACUCACAGGAAACGUCUGAAGAGGAGCCUCGGAGGCCUACCUCACUGAAAAUUACAGGAUCUGUCAGUUUUGAGUCCAAUUCCUCUUGGGAGGUUCUAAGUGAUAAAGUCAUGCCAGGUGAAGGGGGCAUAUCUGACGAUCCACUGAAACAGAACGAUGACCUUUCUCCAGCUGUUCUGACAGAUCAGAAAAAUUCUGUUGACUCUUUUGAAGACUACUCUGAAGAAUUAACUAAAGAAACCUCUACUGAAUAUGACAAUGAAACUAAGAGCCUUUCAGCCAAUACUUCUUCUUUGAGUCCAUUAUCCUGGACUUCAGGUAUACUUACAGAUGAAUCUAUAAAUAAAGUAGAAGAGAGCAAACCCCAGACUUCAGUUCUUUUACCAGAAGAUACCUCAAAAGAAGAAAAUACGCAUAAGUAUGUUCUUCAUCUUCUAAAUGAGGAAAUACUGAAACUUCCACAAAAUGAACAUACAAAGCAAUCAUCUGUCUUUGAGACAAUAGAAACUAACCAUUGCUCACUGAAUGGUUCUAAUCUCAAAAGCCAAGAACUAUCUACACAGGAUGAAACAUCUGAUGACUCUCUCUCAGAUGUACCUAAAAAUCCAGAGGACAUGAACAGCUCUGAUGAAGUUGAGUUUUCAGCUGAAGUGCCACCCAGUUCUUCAAAAGUAUCUGUAAUACCCCAUGAUCUCUUUUAUUAUCCACAUUACAAUGUUCCCAUAUCAGCAGUUUUAAAUGCUUAUCUUGAGCCUUGUAUUGAUACUGAAGGUUAUGAUACUGAAAAUGACAAAGCUUCUUCUGAAACAGUAACAGAUGUUUUGUGUGAGAAGGGCUUACUAGAACAGAACAACAAGGAAGAUGCUCCAGAUCCAGACUUAGGGAAUAAGAUAAGUGUCCCUCCAUCAGAAAUAGAUACUGAGAACAGUGAGGAAGAAACAACAGAUAUUAACAGCGACAUGAAUUCUUCCGAUGAAAAAGAAGUGCCAUUACUAGUAAGAGAAGAGUUAGAAAUUGAAAAAGAUGGCGAAAAGGCCACCAGCCAUCAAGAUUCCCCUGUUCCACCGCAUCCCGAGACCAUAGUAGAGCACCUUGAGGAUUUAUCAGUAGCCAUAAAGAGACCAGAAGAAAGUAGCAAUAGGGAGGAAGAAGGGAAAAAUACGAUUGAAGAAGACCUACAGGUCUCAGAAGUUGCCACUGCUACUCUGUCACAAGAUAAACUGGAAGAAAUUGCUGUUUGCCAGGAAAUGACCAGAACCAAUGACAGUGACUCCAACACUUAUCUCCGAAAAAGAUUUCCUAAUACUUCUGAGGAGGCAAUGUAUGGUGUAAAUGAGCAGAAGGUGACAGAUAUGGGUGAAAAUCCGUUAAUUAUCAGGAAGAAAAAGGACUUGGAAGCAAGUGAGACUCCAGCACCAACUCAUGAGAUUACUAUCGUUGACCAGCCAGAGCUAUUCUACUUCAUCAUUUUCUUCUGGGUGCUGGUCUACUGCCUUUUACUCCUUCCACAUCUUCUUAGCAACAAAGUUUAAUCUCUGUGAGGUGGGGAAAAAUAAAGGAUGGUGGCUGGAUUGCUUUGUGUAUCUGCAUAUGAAUAUGCUCCUUCAGGUGAAGCACAAACAGAAAUGUAGGACCUGGUAUUUGUGUUCAUUAUCAGGUUGUCCUCAGUUCCUCUACUGUUGUGCUAUGACAGUGUCUAAGCACAUUUUAUAUUAGAUAAUUGUGUACAUAUAUAUAAAAUUGACCAGAUUUAGUAGACGCAAUUUUGUACAUUUGUGCCUUGCUUUAUAAGAUGCUAAAUAAAACCAGAUAAUUAUCAGUAGAAAUAUGAAUAAUCCAGAGCUCUAGUCUUCAAAAAUCAUUCUUCUGGCUUCGUUUAGUUAUGUAGGGCCAGACAGCUGUGGAAGAGGGGUGGUGCUGGCUUGCCCAUGAAUCUGGCCCAUCUACAAGGGCAAGGCUAGAAAUGCUUUUUCACAUUUUCCAUUGAAUUCUUUGGAAGAGCUGGAGGCAGAGCAGAGCUGCAGGUGGUGGAACAUGCCUACCCCAGGAACUGAUUACAAUUCCAACGGCAAUCAACUGGAGCAACAAAAUCAGGUUGAUGGUUUAUUUGGGUAGGGGAGUUUGGGUUUUUAGAAUCUAAAUUCAUUUUUAUCCUGCACCUUUUCUUAUGUUUAAUUCAUGGGAAUAAGUUGGGUGCGGAGAAGCAUUAGAACAGACUGUCCGGGGAAGUGGCUGAGUCACCAUCCCUGGAGGUUUUUAAAAAACACGUAGAUGCAGUAGUUAGGAACAUGGUUUAGUGAUGGACUUGGCAGUCCUGUUUUAACUGUUGGACUUGAUGAUCUCAAAGAUCUUCUCCAACCUAAAUAAUUCUAUAAUUCUAUUCAGUGUGAAGAACAUACAUGCCAGCUGCUUCUUAGGAGGGAUCAUAUGGGGAAUCUUGGCCCAGAAAAUUCUGUAGUGAAUACCUGAAGAAAUAAGACUCCUUGUACAUUACUGAUGGUGGCCAUCAAGAAACUUUGCAGUUUUUUCAGGAAGAGAUACCAUGGUUUUGGUUUUGUUUUUUCUUUGGUUUUUUUUUUAAGUACCUCACUGCUUCUGAGGCUGUUUCUUCUUUUCUCUGCUGUUUUUACUUAGCAGACCAUGUGGAGAUACCCUCUUUUUUGAAGACAGAAAAAUAAUAAUAAUUUGCUGAUACUACUGUUAAGGCACAAGUGCAUGGUAAAAGGAUUAGAAAUAUCCUUUAAAUGCCCAAAUCAAUAAAGAAAGAAAAGACAGAUAAAAAAUCAAAUACAGAGAAAUGCUGACAGCUGGCAUUGACUUUCUAGGGCAACUGAAGAGACUCCUGUGGCUUGUACACAAACAUGGUUGAGCCACUUCUGCAUCUUGUAAUUUUUGUCCACAUCAGUGAUUACUUCAGGAUAUUUGGUUUAUGAUUUUUGGCAGAGAAGGUGUACCUGUGCAUUACAGGAUAAAAGAGAAGUCUUCAAAUUCAAUUUGAUAGCAGUAAUUUUUCUCUGUGUGAUUUUUAGUGAAGUCACUAUUUUUCAUCAGGACAUUUUUGGUUUCGUAGUAUGCUUUAUGAGACUACAUCAUGUUGCUGCAUCCACCUGAAAAUUUGCAAGGUUGGCUGCAGUGUGCUUCAUAAAAUGAGGGGUUUAUAAUUUUCACUGAGCAAAAGUUACAACGUAUGGCUGUAAGUUUUAAAUAUUUUGUUUUAGCAUAAGGUGUAUCUCUGCCCUGGCUUAGUUUUCAGCUGAACUAAGAACUUCAUUUAUUUGCAGGUACCUGUCUGUAGUCAUGUUAUCUGCUGGGAUAAUCCUAACUGUCCAUCACACUUCAUUCUUCUUCAUAAGGUUUUUGUUUCCCUGGGAUUUUUAUUCUGAGCUGCAGUUAGAAUUCAAUAGCAGCAGUGCACGGCAGGAGAUCUUAAACAUUGAAGAUAAAUUUCUGAACCUCUUUCAGUCAACAGAAAACUGAAAUCUUUCCUAUUCUUUCCUGUCACCAUUGACUAGAGCUGGAUUCACCCCACAAAUCUAAAAAUAAGAUCCUUUGUGCUUGGUGAGGAACAGAUCUAAAUUUCCCAACUUAAUUCAGUGUAAAUCAACAUACGCUAAAAAAUUAGUCUUUCAACUUGCUGAUGAAAAUGUUCAACAUUUUGAGUCAUCUGAUGUUGUGAUGCAGGAACAUGUUUGUGCUUGGUGAUGAUGACAGUGAUAUUUUCUUCUGAAAGAAAACCUGUAUUAGAAUUUUUGACGAUGCUUUCUUCAUACAGGCUUAAAUAUAACAUUGAAGGGCUAGUGCUUUUUCUCUGAAAGAAUGAAACAAUACAAGAAACUUGAUAUCUCUAUCCUAAAACCCAGUGAAUACCAGGCUUGGGGUACAGCAUCUAUUUAAUAGCAGCAAGUAGCAAUGCACAUUAGUUUGGAGCAAAAGUGUUGGCAGGUUUUCAUUAUGUGCCACUCUUCACAGGCUCCUUCAGUUUACGACAACUUUUUCUGAGCUUUUUUAUCUUACUCUCUGGUUCUUCCAUGUUUCUUAGUCUUCAGCAGAGAUAAUCUGGAGUAGGAUUAGUCUCUUAGACGCAUCCAACUCACGGAACUUUACAGCUAUCAAAAGUUCAAUCAAGUGAAGUAAGCUCCCUCCUGUCUUCUCUCCCUCCUCCUAAGAGAAUUAAUCAGAAAGUCUUUGCAUGUCUCAUCUAAACAACUGACGUCCAUAAAGAAUGGAAAAGUGAAUGGGAAUGCACUGAUGCUGACAAUUUCAUUACACAGUAUUUUCUUCCAAUAGGAAGAAAACCUAGGGUUUUCCUUCUUACUUCCCACUGAUGAACAGUGACUGAAACAGUGAGAUGGGUAGUUUAAAUGUCAAACAGCAUGCAGCAAUUGUCCUGAUCGUCGCAGCUAAUGUUUAAACUAAUGUAUGCUUUCCAGCGCAUCCCAUUAAGGGAUGGAGAUUGUUCCUUCCAUGCAAAAUAGCUGAAAAGAAUACUAAAUUAGUCCAUGGUACUAGGUAUUAAGUUGCUUGCCAUAUCUGGGUUGGUAUGGUUGUGGUGCUGCUAUAACAGAAGCAGCGUACCUUACUCAGCCAUUCCAUGGGUGAGAAGAUCCCAGGUAAAAAGCUAAGAGUGAUUAUACGGGUAUCAUCAGCUGUGCAUAAAGAGACUGAACUCCUCAGGAGUUUUGCCAUUACUUGGAACUGCAACAAAUAACAUCUAAAGAAGCAGCAGCUUCACCCACUUAAAUUGACCUGUAAACCUGCAUCUCUUCUUCCACGCUGCAAGAUCCAAUCCCUCAAUGCAAGUGCCCCAUUCUGAAAAUGAUGCCUAUGGCUGGUCUUUGUGUCCUAUUCUGAGCUAUUCAGUCUAAAAGCCUGAUUGUGAGGCAUUCACUGUGUCAAAGCCUGAUUUAACUUGCCGGCUAGAGGACUGGCUUGAGGUAGUGGAGGUUUUAAAGGCUGGUGGGUAAUCUGUCAUGUAUCCAUUUUCCAACAGAUAUGUGCACUGUCUGAUUAAGGAAGUUUUUCCUGAAUUUUUGUCUAGGAUUUUGGAAAAUGCUAAGCUUGAACUGGCGCAUUUGGUAUUUUGAUUUAGCAGCAGAAUUCAGAUACACAAGGGUACCAAUCUGCUAAGACCCUUCCUAAAACCCGUUGUUGUUGAGCAGAUGUGUGGGUAGCAUAUGAUUGUGAAGUGUAAGUGUCAGGAAGUGCUCGAGGAUCACUGCGUAAAGGAUGUUUGGUGUUCACAAAAGCACCAUUAAAGACUGAGAGACAUCUAUAAUAAGAUGGUUCAAUGUUACUGUAGUCACGUAACUUAACUCCAAAAUGUUUCAUUGGGAUUUUAUAGAAAGUGCAAGGAAAGGUAAGCUGUUAGACAGAACCCUGCUAAAUGUUUAUGGGACAGAUAGAGUUCGAGUUAAACGGUCACAUAAUCUACAAACUGAAUUGAAUAUAGCCUUUGCUAAAUUGUAGGAAAUGAUCAGUGCAAAGGUAGGGCAAGCACAGAUUACAGAAAAAAAAUGACAAUCACUUUUGUGCCAUGAAUAUUUUUGAUGGAUUGAGCUCUAAAAUGUAUUUUUAUUGAGUUUCUAGAUUGUAAUGAAUGUGUCUACAGAAUUUUAUGCAAAGCUUGAGAGUUCAGCUGUUUUAAAAUGAUUUUUUAUAUAGCAGUGAUUAUUUUAUCUAUAUAUUUAAUAGAACUGUAAAACCAUUUUAAGAGUACCUGUAAAAUUCUAUGUAUGUGAUAUGAUUAUUUAUUAAUUAUGACUCAUGAGAAUGAACAUUAAGCUAUGCAUUGCUUGUGUCAUCCAUAGGAAAACUGGAAACUGCAAAAAGCAGAAGGGUUUUUAAUGAACAGUAGACUUGAAAAACAUGGGAAAUGACUGAAUACAAUUGUGUGAUUCUUAAAGCUGCAUAGCAAUGUGUCAUUUUGUGAUGUUAAACUUUCAGCUAAAGUUGCAAAAUAUACUGAGUGAUUAAGCUGCUUUCUUCCAUUAAAGCUUCCUGAGGCUGAAAUUUC
Messenger RNA from Falco peregrinus (peregrine falcon), 9292 nucleotides. RefSeq names its product calmin (gene CLMN). Gene Ontology annotation, biological process: nuclear migration. The record is from RefSeq and is a predicted model, not a curated record. Lineage: Eukaryota; Metazoa; Chordata; Aves; Falconiformes; Falconidae. Gene Ontology annotation, molecular function: actin filament binding. Gene Ontology annotation, cellular component: nuclear outer membrane; meiotic nuclear membrane microtubule tethering complex; cytoplasm. Bases 2454 to 4811 code for a protein of 785 amino acids. The transcript is spliced from 10 exons.